CUGAAGAAGGAACUCCCACAAUUUUCUGCUGUUUUCGACAGGAUCGGGUAUUAUAUUUUGUGGGAAUGGUCAGUGCUUUUGUUCCUCGCGCUGCUUUGCAUUGAGUCAGAAUAGGAACUUUUCUUCUUUUGUGUCCUUCUGUCUGUGUCCAGUGUCCAACAUGACCUCGUACAGAAGGGAUCGAGGGCCGCCUGCUGCAGCACUUUGAGCCCAGUCUCCGUUAGUUCGAGACUUAAAAAUGAGGAAGUGAGUGGAGCGCUUCCUCCCACGCCUUUCAGCUCCUGCCUUUGGUGGCCAGGGCCGCUGCCGAUGAGUGACCGGGGGGGCCCCGUGAGAUUCUGGGACGUGGCGGUGGACUUCAGCCCGGAGGAGUGGGGGUGUCUGGCCCCGUCCCAGAAGGAGCUCUACAGGGAGGUGAUGCUGGAGAACUACCGGAACCUGGCCUGUGUGGGACUGGCUGUUGUCAAACCCGCUGUGAUCCGGCAGCUGGAGCAAGGGGCAGAGCCGUGGAUGCCCGAGGGAGACGUCCCCAAAGGCGGCUGUCCAGAACUAUCAUUGCAGACGAGUCUCAGAAAGAAGGAUCUCUUCCUCUCCACCUUGGAACAAUCCCGGAAAUGUGAUGCUAGUCUAGGAAAGCAACUGAGCAGGAAAGAGAAACGUUCUCGAUCUUGUAUUAGAGAGAAAUAUUAUGAAUGUCAUGAAUGUGGGAAUGUUUUCCCCCAGAGGACAGCCUUGACUCGACACCUGAGGAUUCACACAGGAGAGAAACCUUAUCAAUGCCACGAAUGUGGGAAAGCCUUCCGUGUGAAUGACUUGCUUAAUGUCCACAAGAGGAUUCAUACUGGGGAGAAGCCUUACAAGUGCAGUGAGUGUGGGAAAACCUUUCGAGUGAGCGAGCAUCUUACCCAGCAUCAGGUACUUCACACAGGAGAGAAGCCUUAUCAGUGUCACGAAUGUGGGAAAUCCUUCUACCGGAGCACAGAGCUUACUCGACAUCAGAGGAUCCAUACUAGUGAGAAACCUUAUGAAUGCAGCGAAUGCGGAGGAGCCUUCCGCUGGAGGUCUGCUCUCACUCAACAUCAGACGAUUCACACCGGAGAGAAGCCUUAUGAAUGUCGUGACUGUGGGAAAGCCUUCAGACGGAGCACGGAUUUUACUCGUCACCAGAGGAUUCACACUGGAGAAAAGCCUUAUGAAUGUCUUGACUGUGGAAAGGCUUUCAGCAGAGGCACGGAGCUCACUCGACACCGGACGAUUCAUACUGGAGAGAAACCUUAUGAGUGCAGCGAAUGUGGGAAGACCUUCCGUUGGCGGGCAGCUCUCACUCAGCAUCAGACAAUUCACACCGGAGAGAAACCUUAUGAAUGUCGCGAGUGUGGGAAGGUCUUCCGCCUGAAGAUACAGUUUUCCCGACAUCAGAGAAUCCAUACUGGAGAGAAACCUUAUGAAUGUGAUGAUUGCGGAAAGACCUUCCGCCGGAGGUCGCAGCUUACACAACAUCAGAGAAUUCAUACUGGAGAAAAACCUUAUAAAUGUCAUCAAUGUGGGAAGGCCUUUGGCUGGCAAACAGAACUCACUCGACAUCAGAGAAUUCAUACAGGAGAGAAACCUUAUGAAUGUAAUGAAUGUGGGAAAGCCUUUCGUGAGAGCGGGACCCUUACUGCUCACCAGAGAAUUCACACUGGAGAGAAACCUUAUAAAUGUAAUGAGUGUGGGAAAGCCUUCUGUGCGAAUGGAAACCUUACCCGCCAUCAGAGAAUUCACACUGGGGAGAAACCUUAUGAAUGUCAGCAAUGCGAGAAGGCUUUUCCCCAGAAGGAAAAACUUAUUCGACAUCAGAAAAUUCAUGAUGCAGACUCAUAUCAGUUAAUCAGUCAAUCAACAAGCAUUUAUUAAUCACUUUCUAUCUUCUAGGUACUAUGCUAGAUGACCAAGGAUACAAAUUCCAAAUAUAUAAAUGCCUUAUGAAUGUUAUGACUUCUGUCAGGGAAUUCCAACUCAACUCAACAAAUAUUUAUUUUUAGAGUUCUUUCAUGUGUCAGACAUUCUGCUAAUUACUAGGAAUACAGACACCCAAAAUGUAACCAUUCCUUCCUCACUCAAUGAUGGAUGGUUCCCAUUGAAGAAAGAAACAAUGUCAAACUCAAAUAAAUUGAGAGAAUUCUUUUUCAAUAGAAACCUGAGGGAUGUGGAACAACACUGAAGCACAAGUUUUGUUGAACUCUCUAACGUUGCUUGCCACAUAUCGAGGCUUUUUCUCAAUCCUCAUUCUUCUGUCCUUCUCUGUGAAAUUUCACUCUGUCAAUCACCUUUUCCUCCUUUCUAGGUUUUCCUUUCCAGGUUUUUUGGAUCAUAUUCUCUCCUGGCUUUCCUCCUCUUCAAUUGUUCUUUCUCAGUCUCCUAUGCUGAUUCCUCAAUCUGGCUCACACCUGGGAAGUGGAGACCUUUCCUUCCCCCACCCAAGGUUUUGUUCUAGACCCUCUUCUUUCUUUCUAACCUGUGUUACUUGAUGAUCUCUCCAGUUCUUAUGGGUUCAGUUAUCCUCUCUCCACAUAGGAUUCCUGCAUUUAUAUAUCUCGCUCUGAGCUCUUUCCUAUGCAACAGUCCCCCCCCUCCCCAACACCAUUGCCUGUUGGAUAUCUCAAACCAGAUAUAUCCUCUGGGCACCUGAAACUCAGCUCUCCAAAUUCCAGAGCUCCACAGCCUCUUUCCCCAAUUCUCCUUUCUGCUGAACUUCCUUAUUACUGUUGAGGACAACAUUAUCCUCUCAGUCACUUAGGCAUCUAGCUUUGGCGGCAUCCCCAGUUCCUUACCCUUACCCCGCUAUCCAAACUGUUGCCAGGACUUUCCGCAUUCCCAAUUUUUCUUCCACAAGCUCCCAUCCUUUCUCCAGCUCAGUCCCCGCUCUGGUUCAUGCCUUCAUCACCUCACACCUAGGCUGUGCAGUAGAUGCUGGUGCUUCCGUCAGGAGUCAUAAGUCUCUGUUUUAGUUCAUAUUCUAAACAACUGCCAGAAUAAUUACCUUGCCUAUUCCCAGUAAAUCCCAUUGGCUCCCUGUUACUUCCAGAGCAAAUAUAAAAUCUUCUCUUUGGCUUUUAAAGCCACGUGUCUCCUUUUAUCUUUCCUUGUCCAAAGUUCGUUGGGAUUGUCUGGGAUCGCUGAAGCAUUGAGAAGAGCCAUGUUCUUGAUUAUUGCACAUUCUUGCUGUUACUGUGUACAGUAUAUUAUUCCUGGUUCUGCUUGUUUCACUCAGCAUCAGUUCAUGUAAACCUUUCCAGAUCUUUGUAAAAUCAGCUUGUUCAUCAUUUUUAUGGAAUAAUAAUGUUCUGUUACCUUCAUGUACCACAAUUUGUUCAGUCAUCCCCCAAUUGACAAACAUCCACUCAGUUUCCAGUUCCUUGCCACUACAUAAAGAGCUGCUACAAACAUUUUUGCACACGUGGGUCCUUUUCCCUCUUUUAUGAUUUCCUUGGGAUACAAACCCAGUAAUGGCGCUGCUGGAGUGGAGACUCAAUCCACAUCACUUAAUAAAUGCUUUUUCAUUCAUUCAUUCAUGUAUUUGUUAAUUCACAGGGUCACACCAUUUAUUCAUUCAUUCCCCAAUGAAUGCCAAGUCCUGGUUUUAAAAAACCUUUCCAAGGCCACAGCUACAAAUGGAUCCAGUAAUUCACUCUUUGCCAUGUUUUCAGUUUUAAUAUUUUUAAUUGAUUCUUUGGUUUUUUUCAUCAGUAUCACUUCCGAAUAACCCCCUGCUGUCCUACUAAAACUCUCUCCUAGAACGACAUCCCCCCAAAAAAACAAAACAAAAACAGUUUUGAGAAGAAAAUGUUUAAUUUCAGGUGGUGGAUAUAAAGAUGAUUUCUUUUUCCUAUCCAAGUUGAUGGACUCCCUAAAACCUUACCAAAGAUGGUAGAUUAGGAAACUAUAAGAAGGAAGAUUUUUUUCCAUGAUCUAGAGAUCACAAUGGCUACUGACGGCUGGCCCGUGUUAUUCUUCGACCUUUCCUGACUCACUUGUGUUUUUCCUGCCUUCAUUCUGAUGACUUCAACAUUCACAUGGAUGUGCCCUCAAUUCCCCUGGUCUCCCCAUCCUUUCAUUUUUUCAGUUCCCCUCCCUCAUUCCACCACACCUAGGACCAGUCAUAGCCUGGAUCUCCUGGGACCUUCCUUUCCCUUUUGUCCCUUUCCUCCCACACUUGUUCACCUCAGGCCUCCAGCCCCUCGGGUUUUGUUAGGCUCUGACUUCACUUCCCUGGCUUGGGCAUCUCAACUUUAUAUUUGGCCAGUUCAGCUCCACAUCCUUUACUUAUGAUGUUUAGCCCCCUUGUCCAGUAACCUCAGCCCAGGUUUUCUCCUCCUGCCCACUUCCUCUGUUGGAUAAGCUUCACAAUCAAAAAUCACUUUGGCCAACUUCACUGGGCUCUCACUACAGCAAGGCAACCCCUUAAUCCUCCACAAUCCUCCAUAACAGGUUCCCUCUCUCAUGCUCCUUGCACCUUAUUCCAAAGCUAAAGCUUCCCAGAGCUCCUCCCAACCUCUCAGCUGAGGAUUUUGCUUUUGCAGAGAACACUGAAGAGUUUCUUUGAGCUCUCUCUUCUUAUCUCAAAACCCUAUCUACAUCCUUCUCCUUGCUCAACAUACCUGCCUCUGGAACACUGCAGCAAGGGACUCCAGGUGCUGUGAAGUCUUUCCACUGGACUCCUCAUCCUUAUAGAAACUUGUGUUGCACUCUCUCUGGGGGCUGUUUUGUUCCCAUUCAUAGCUGUAUCAUUGUAGUCGAGACCCCUUUCUCAUUGUUACUGACUUGAGGGGAUCUGGCUAAAGAGAUUAUCCCUAUGGGCGGGGAGAACACUUUUGUGGUAGAUUGAGCUGGUGGAGAGACUCCCCUUUUCUGCAGGAGUCCCGGAAGCCCUUAGACAGUCUGAUUCAGCAGCCCUGAGACUCCACCCAACAGGAGUUGGGAUGGAAACUCCCAAGCUUCUGGGAGUUACAUAUACAUGGAUUAAAUUGCCAAUUUGAGGUCUCCCUUUUCCUGGCCUUUUAGCCACAGCAUUAUCUGGUCAUUAUUCCUUUGGUGUAAGAUUUUUAGAACCAUCAGGUCUUCUAAGCUUUUCUAAAAUUCUUCUGGUCCUACUCGAUUUUCAUUUCCUUUAAUAUGUUUUUCUUUCCUAAAACUUUAUUCUUUCUUUUUCUUUGUCUUCAAUAUCAUCCCAUUUCCUUCCCAGAGAAGGGAAGAAGUGGGAAGGAGGAUCCUGGCCCAUCUUUCCAGCCUCUUUAUUCCCCUUCUCACACUCUGCAAUCCAACUACACUGGCCUUUUUUCUGCUUCUGCACAGAACUUUCUCCCUUCCCUCUCUUCCUUUGCAUUUCUCCCCUCCUGUCCUGAAGUACGCUGUCUUCUAGAUACCCCUCCCCACAAAAAGAUUUCCUUCAAAACACCUCUCAUUGCCUUUCUAUGGGAAGCCCUUCCUCUCUCCCAAACAACCUCACAUUUAAUUACUUAUUUGUAUUUAUUCUUUGUUAAUUUAUUCUGAAUAUACUGGUGAAUGUAUUUUUGUUGGAGGUGGGUGUUGAGAGCUGGAAUUGUUUCUCUGUACCUCUCCCCUGUGCUAGCAGAAAGUAAGCACUUAAUAAAUGCUUGUCGAUUGAUUAUAAAGAAA
Molecule: messenger RNA, 5658 nt
Organism: Antechinus flavipes (yellow-footed antechinus)
Lineage: Eukaryota; Metazoa; Chordata; Mammalia; Dasyuromorphia; Dasyuridae
Product: zinc finger protein 420-like
Exons: 5
Coding region: 310-1896 (528 amino acids)
Biological process (GO): regulation of transcription by RNA polymerase II
Cellular component (GO): nucleus
Molecular function (GO): DNA-binding transcription activator activity, RNA polymerase II-specific; RNA polymerase II cis-regulatory region sequence-specific DNA binding
Source: RefSeq, a predicted model, not a curated record